Molecule: messenger RNA, 2229 nt
Organism: Scomber japonicus (chub mackerel)
Lineage: Eukaryota; Metazoa; Chordata; Actinopteri; Scombriformes; Scombridae
Gene: plppr3b
Product: phospholipid phosphatase related 3b
Exons: 8
Coding region: 1-2229 (742 amino acids)
Biological process (GO): signal transduction; phospholipid metabolic process; phospholipid dephosphorylation
Molecular function (GO): phosphatidate phosphatase activity
Source: RefSeq, a predicted model, not a curated record
AUGAACAUGAUGAUGAUGAUGAUGAUGAACUCGACAGAGAAGAUGAAGAAGAAACCUCCGAAGGACAGUUUGACUCUGCUGCCAUGUUUCUACUUUGUCGAGCUGCCCAUCGUGGCUUCUUCUAUGGUGUCUCUGUACUACUUGGAGCUGGCCAACGUGCUGCAGCCGGCUCAGGUGGGCUUCCGUUGCCAUGACCGCGACCUCAGCAUGCCGUACGUCGACGGAGGAGACGAGCUCAUCCCUCUGCUGAUGCUGCUGAGCCUCGCCUUCGCUGGGCCCGCCGCCUCGAUCAUGCUGGUGGAGGGUUUGAUUUACUGCCUGCAGUCCCACCUGAAGCUGCGUCGAGCCGAAGGAAGCAUCAACGCCGGCGGCUGCAACUUCAACUCCUUCCUGCGGAGGACGGUGCGCUUCGUAGGCGUGCACGUGUUCGGCCUGUGUGUGACGGCGCUGGUCACUGACAUCAUCCAGCUGUCGACGGGUUACCACGCCCCCUUCUUCCUCACCGUCUGCAAACCGAACUACACCCAAACGUCCUGCGAUAAAAACCCGUACAUCACCAAGAACAUCUGCUCCGGACAGGACAAGGACGCCAUCAUGGCCGCCAGGAAAACGUUCCCUUCCCAGCAUGCAACUCUGUCUGCCUUCGCCGCCGUGUACGUCUCUAUGUAUUUUAACUCGACGAUCUCCGACAGCACCAAGCUGCUGAAGCCGGUCCUCGUGUUUGCGUUCGCCAUCGCGGCGGCGCUGACGGGUCUGACCCAGAUCACGCAGCAUCGCAGUCAUCCCAUCGACGUCUACGUUGGUUUCCUGAUCGGAGCGUUCAUCGCCGCGUACCUGGCGUUUCACGCCGUGGCCAACUUCAGGUCCUCUGAUGACAUCAUCGUGGCCCCGCCCCCUCCACCCCCGAAGGAGGAUCCUCUGCGAGCGCUGACGGAGCGAGGACACGAGUCCGUCUACAACAAAGGCCCCGCCUCCGCCUCCGAGAGCAACGACGAGAUAGCGGCGGCCCCGGCCCCCAGGGACCGGCUGGAGGGCCUGGGGCCCCUGCAGAGGGAGAAGACGUCCAUGGGGAGCCUGAAGAGGGCCAGCGUGGACGUGGAGCUGCUGGCCCCCCGCAGCCCCAUGGGGAAGGAGACCAUGCUGACCUUCAGCAACACGCUGCCACGAGCCAGCAUGAACGUUAACGGGGUUCUGGGGGCCAACGAGGGGCCCGAGGAUCUGGUCCAGCCGGUCCAGCCGGUGCAGCCGGUCCAACCGGUGCAGCGGCGUCUGAAGGCGGUUCAGGUCCCGAUGGACCCGCUGCGGUCGCAGCAGCUGGUGUCGGAGUGGAAGCAGAAGAGCAUGGAGAUGCGCGGCCUGAGCGUGCGGGACGAGGCGGACCACGAGGCCAGCGAGGACGGCUCGGAGGGGGGCUCAGUGGCGACGGACGACGGGGGGUCUCAGGCCCCCCUCUACCAGCCUGCAGUGCAUUCUGGGAGGACUGCCUCCAACCGUAACCCUACUCCACCUCCGGGGGGCGCCAAAGCGGUGGCGACUCCCAGACCGCCUCAAAUCCCUGAAGCAGGACCACCGCCGGUCUCCCCGAAGAGUGCGCUGACCCGUGCCAAGUGGCUCGCCAUCCGAGAGAAGACCAGCGGGGACGGGUCGUCCCGCGCCGCCAACCAGCCGCGACUCAUGCAGGUGAUCGCCAUGACGAAGCAGCAGGGCCUCCUCCCCUCCUCCUCCUCUGGGGAGCGGUCCUCUGAGACCACCUCAACCUGCUCCGGCUCCUCCUCCACCGACUCACCACAUUACCGCCCGUCCGAGCAGGCGAGGCAGGGACCGGGUAUCGUCACCGUGGACGCCCACGCCCCCCACCAUCCUGUAGUCCAAGCCCCGCCCCCUCCACAAGUCCCGCCCCUGGCAGGAAACGGUAACCCCUGGGAGUGGGCAGGGUCUAACGGGGGCGACCCACGAGACACCUACGACCUGAACAGCCUCCACCGGGGCGACUCGGCGGCGCGUGGCAGCAGCUUCCGGCCGCACCGAUCCGCCUCGCCGUGCGCCUCCCUGGAGCUGGACCCGGUCUCCGCCCCCCACGCACAGGCGGAGCUGUCGGCGGACGCACAGCGGAGGGAAAUGGCCAUGAGGCGCAAGACGGCGCUGGUUCUUUUGGAUCGAGAGAUUCGUAACCAGACUGAGCAGGAGAACUAUUAUAAGAGUCUGCAGGGUCGCCGGUUCAAGGACUAG